Molecule: messenger RNA, 4036 nt
Organism: Oncorhynchus gorbuscha (pink salmon)
Lineage: Eukaryota; Metazoa; Chordata; Actinopteri; Salmoniformes; Salmonidae
Product: voltage-dependent L-type calcium channel subunit beta-1-like
Exons: 14
Coding region: 222-1799 (525 amino acids)
Biological process (GO): regulation of voltage-gated calcium channel activity; calcium ion transmembrane transport; neuromuscular junction development
Cellular component (GO): voltage-gated calcium channel complex
Molecular function (GO): protein binding; high voltage-gated calcium channel activity
Source: RefSeq, a predicted model, not a curated record
UCGCAGCUGGAAUCUCGAGUGGAGCGCCCCGUCCGUAUUGUCUGAGUGAAGAAACAGAGGGUGGUGGGCAAGGAUAGACUGUAGACGACGCCGCUGUUGCUAUUGUACUUCGCUUGGGAAGCACCCUCGGGGAAACAACGGCAAGUAAAUUCGUUGACAAUGACAAUAGCGAUAUCAUCAUAAAUAUAGGAAUUAGAAAAUAGGAUUGAAAAAGUAAAUCAAUGGUACAGAAAAGUAGUAUGUCCAGGACGCCUUCGACCUCAACCCAGGAGAUCCAAAUGGACAUGUUUGAUCAACAUCCUCACACACAGGGAAAGUAUUCCAAACGGAAGAGCCGCUUCAAGCGCUCCGAUGGAAGCACUUCCUCUGACACCACCUCCAACAGCUUUGUCCGGCAGGGCUCUGCCGACUCCUACACCAGCCGGCCGUCGGACUCAGAUGUGUCCCUGGAGGAGGACCCAGAGGCGCUGCGGAAGGAGGCAGACCUACAGGCCCUCGCCACCCUCGAGAAAGCAAAGACCAAACCAGUAGCCUUCGCUGUGCGGACGAAUGUGGGCUACAACUCUGGGCCCAAUGACGACGUCCCAGUGCAGGGCAUGGCCAUCUCCUUUGAAGCCAAAGACUUCCUACACAUCAAAGAGAAGUACAAUAAUGACUGGUGGAUUGGGCGUCUGGUGAAGGAGGGCUGUGAGGUGGGAUUCAUCCCCAGCCCAGUCAAACUGGAGAACACCAGGCUACUGCAGGAGCAGAAGAUGAGACAGAACCGCCUCAGCUCCAGUAAAUCUGGUGGCAGCUCCAGCCUGGACGUUGCCACUGGAACACGCAGGCCCACCCCUCCUGGCACAGCUCAUGUGGACAUGUCCACGAUGGCAUUUGACUUUGACCCCCUGGACCUGGAUGCUGAGGAGCCCCCUGAGCCCCAGGGUGACCCUCGCUCCCCCAAGGGCAGUGCAGGCAGCGUCACCUCCCCCCAGGGCCAAAUCCACCGCCUGCCCUUCUUUAAGAAGAUGGAGCAUGUCCCCCCGUACGACGUGGUCCCCUCCAUGAGACCCAUCAUUCUAGUGGGGCCGUCACUGAAGGGCUACGAGGUGACUGACAUGAUGCAAAAGGCUCUCUUUGACUUUCUCAAGCACAAGUUUGAGGGCAGGAUAUCCAUCACCCGGGUGACCGCAGACAUCUCCCUUGCCAAGCGCUCGGUCCUCAACAACCCCAGUAAACACACCAUCAUCGAGCGCUCCAGCACCCGCUCCAGCCUGGACGUACUGGCGGAGGUGCAGAGUGAGAUUGAGCGAAUCUUUGAGCUGGCCCGCACCCUGCAGCUGGUUGCCUUAGACGCAGACACCAUCAACCACCCCUCUCAGCUGGCUAAGACCUCCCUGGCUCCUAUUAUUGUCUACAUCAAAAUAGCCUCACCUAAGGUCCUCCAGAGGCUCAUUAAAUCCCGGGGGAAGUCCCAGGCCAAACACCUGAAUGUGCAGAUGGUGGCAGCAGACAAGCUGGCCCAGUGCCCCCCUGAGCUGUUUGACAUCAUCCUGGAUGAGAACCAGCUGGAGGAUGCCUGUGAGCAUCUGGCUGACUACCUGGAGGCCUACUGGAAGGCCACCCACCCCCCCAGCAGUAACCCCCCCAACCCCCUCCUCAACCGCACCAUGGCCACGGCCGCCCUGGCCGCCUCCCCAGAGCCCGUCUCCAACCUGCAGGUACAGGUGCUCACCUCCCUGCGCCGCAACCUGGAGUUCUGGCCCGGCCUGGAUGGCCCCGGGGCCGAGCAUGGGAAAGUGGCCGAGCACGCCCUCUAAAGGCCAGCUGUGGGGGACGGGGGAUGGCUCAGGGGGAGCGACACCGCCUUCCUAACCCAAACCCGUCUGCCUGCUCUUCAGAUAUAUCUCCUCCCAUCCUCCAUCUCUCCAUCCCUCCCUUUGACCUGAAAUAAGAAACCUAAUCACAUUGUUUAGACCACAUUCUCAUUCAUAAUGGCUUUGUGGUCCUUCUGUAGCUCAGUUGGUAGAGCAUGGCACUUGUAACGCCAGGGUAGUGGGUUCGAUUCCCGGGACCACCCAUACGUAGAAUGUAUGCACACAUGACUGUAAGUCGCUUUGGAUAAAAGCGUCCGCUAAAUGGCAUAUAUAUUAUUAUUAUUAUAAUACUGUAUAGAGAAACACUACAUACAUGGAGAGAUGGAGGGUGCUGUUAACUGGAGAGUGUAUACUGGGUCCAUCACAUUGGAUCCAAUUGAGCACAGACAUUCAUAUUCACACACACACACAUCAGAGUGCUCAGAACAAUAUAGGCCCCACACAUUACUGUGAAAGCCUUCUGCAUUAGAAAACACCCACACACAAACAGAGAGCUUCGUCCUCUUCGAGAAAACCUCUCUGCAAAUGACACAGUAUGUUAGAGCAACACACACAGCAAAAUUAGCAAAGGAGAGUUUAUAUGGGCAGGACACUGGUUCCAGACCAAACCAACACUGGGGAGGGUUUUCUGUGAGAAUAACACACACACACAAUCACAUUGGAGUUGUGAAAUGAAUUGACGGGCGCAGUUAUUGGAUGAAAUGAAAAUCCUCCAUCUGUCCAUCAGUCAGAGAGGUACAAUACCUCUGUCUCUGGUCUGCUGCUGAUUCCUUGUUUACUGUAAUUGGUUGAGAAAAUGGAGUUGUGUGCCCCUUACCCAACCUCAGGGCUCCCUGCCUGGCCUCCUUUCUUCAGCACUCCUUUAUCGUCUGGGAAACGGUGUCCAGUUUACUUCCCUUCUCCGUGUUGCCAUGGCACCGUCCCUGAAAAGGAGCGAAUCAUCUCGGCCGCUUGGCCAAUGUGUGCCUUGUUGUUGUGGCAUCAUUUCUAGUUUUCUGAUUUGUGUGGCGUGGCAGGGAUGGGCUGUGUGUGUGUGUGGGAGAGCAUGCAUAUGCGUGCGCGCGCGUGCGUGUGUGUGUGUGUGUAAAGUGAUGUGGGCCAUGACUAAUAGGAAUGUCCUAUUUCAUGAAUUCACACAGGAAACUCUAACCAGCAGUAAAAUGAUAAUCUGGGUCUCAUCUCCAAUCAACCACUGGCUUCAGCCAAAUACAUACAGCAUGACUCAUGACUGUCAUAGUCCAAGACCUUGUAAAAGUGUCCAAGUUGCUUCCGUAUAUCAAUGAGUUAUACCCACAUAAUUGAUUUAAUCGUGUUCAUUUAGAGAUAAAGGCACUAUUAUGAACAGUGCUUUCUCUGAUUCAGUAGGUCAUAUUUUAUAUGGUGCGGCUGGCUGUACAUUGCCUGAAGUCAGCGCGUCAAUUCCGCCUGCACUGAUCUGUCUCGGCUGAGGGCCGAGCGUCGCGUGGGAGUUAACACAAUCUGACAAAAGAGAAUGGCGGCUGUAUAGAUUCAUUAGAAUUCAUUCAGUUGGAGGAGAUUUUGUUCAGUUAUUAUUUAACUGUCAAUGGGUGUGACAUGCUUGUGAAUGAAAAAGAGAUAUCACAAUUAGUUGAAACAUCAUUUUAGCUGCUGUGAAAAAUCAGCCAUAAGAGGGCACUGUUGGUUUUGCAGCCAGGAGCUGAACAUGGUGACUGCAUGAACAUGGUGACUAAUGACUGCAUAGCUGUUUGUCUUACAGAUGAUGAAUGAACACAUUUCUGUAGUCUAUGGAAAAGAGUCUGCGUGCAUGUAUUAAAUACAAAAAAGAAUGUCACUUUGACCAAGUAAUUAUUUACACGGUGUGUUUUAAGUACUGCAUAAAUAUAUCAAUUGUUAUACUGUAAACCUCUAUGUGUUGCAUUGUGAACUGACUGACUGACAUUACUGAUAUCAUGUUUGAUCUAACUGCACCCUAACCUGUCCUAACCCUGUUGACUAACCCACUGCCCGGGCCUUGUUCUGUCUCACUGUGUCUCUGCAUGGCGUGUGGUGUGGGCGGGGCUCGCUGCAGGGGCCGUACCUGGUGACCGGAGAACAGAAGCGGGAAGGGCCUCUGUCGGAGUGCGGUGGUAGCGGCAGUCUCCAUGACUACCAGAGUGACCAGGGAGGGAAGCAGCAACCGCAGCAGCAGAAGCAGCAGA